This is a messenger RNA of Panicum hallii, 1621 nucleotides long. Its product is annotated as L10-interacting MYB domain-containing protein-like. The record is from RefSeq and is a predicted model, not a curated record. NCBI's taxonomy places the organism in Eukaryota, Viridiplantae, Streptophyta, Magnoliopsida, Poales, Poaceae. Bases 347 to 1405 code for a protein of 352 amino acids. The transcript is spliced from 3 exons.
AAUUCUUUCUUUUUUCCCAACUAUUCUCAGCCUCGCCCCUCGAGCCCUAGAAAACCACUACCCUUUUCCCGUCGCGGCGGCGCGGGAGGCGAGGUCACCGGCCGGCGGGUCCUACCCCUUCUCCCCGUCCGCUUGUCCAGCCGAAUCCCACCCCCGAGCGGGCGCCUCCGUCCGCCGGAUCCCAGCGCGCCGCCCGGCGGUCGCCCGAGGGGUUCUCCUCCUCUCGCCGCCGCCACCCCCCCCCCCCCCCCGGCGCUCUCUGCUGGUGCUGGCCCGGCGUGGAGCGGAGCGGGUAUACAAUCGAGCUCGGGUCGAUUUUGUCUUGGACCUUUUUGUUGCUGUGCAGAUGCCAGAAGCAGAGUGGAAUGAUGAACGCACUAGAAUUAUCUGUGAACUCUUUGUCGAACAAGUUCAUGCUGGGAACAGGCCAAACACCCAUCUGAACAACAUUGGUUACCGUACAGUUGCCGCCAAGUUUCAGCAGAGGACACAGCUUCUCUAUACAAAGUUGCAGCUUAAGAACAAAUGGGAUAAGUUUAAGAGUGAUUACAUCACUUGGAAGAAGCUGCUUGUAGUGGGGGCGGGUUUACCCUGGGAUGCGGCAAGGGGAACAUUUGUUGCUGACGAUGAAUGGUGGAAGAAGACAAAUAAGGAGCUGCCUGGUGCAAGGAGAUACCGCAAUCUUGGUCUGCAACAUGAGGAUAAGUUGAAAAUAAUGUUUGACUACAUCACCAGUAAUGGCGUGGAUCCUUCGCCACCUGCUCCAGAAAGCCCGAAAAAUGGUGUUGAUCAUUCGCCACCUGCUGCUGACAGCCCCAUGAAUGGAGUGGAUCAUUUGCCUCUGAUUGCAAAUGAUCUGCCAUCUGCUCCAGACAGCCCCAUGAAUGGAGUGGAUCAUUUGCUGCAGACCACACAUGGUCUCCCAUACGCUCAAGAAACCACCAUGAAUGGUGUGCACCUGGAUGUAUCAGACAACAACGCUGAAGAUAAUGAUGACACUCAUCAAGAGCCUAUGUUUCAGUAUACCUCAAACAGGAGGAAGAAGAGACCUAUUCAUGUGAUUGCGACGAGGAACAAGAAAAGUAAGGCUGAAACUGCUCUGCUCAUGCAGUCUCACUUGAGUUGCAUAGCGGAGCUGGCUCAAAAGGCACAGGACACUUUUGAAAAGUUCAGCUCCCAGGCUGACACACAGCCAUGGCCUAGCAUCCGGGAUGUCAUGACAAUGGUUCGUGAAUGUGGAGCACGGUCUGGAAGCAACGAACAUUUCAUUGCGACUGAGCUGUUCAUCAGCAGAGAACAGAGGGAGAUGUUCCUGACCAUGGAAACGGCCGAAGAACGGUUCCAGUGGCUUCGAAGAAAGUAUAUCGUCAAGUAUCUAUCAAAUACAAGUUUGGGUCCUAGAUAAAUGACCCUAGACCUUUGUUUUAGGUUCAGUGAUAAAUGUUUAGUUUUUUUUUGACGUGACUCAUUUUUUAUCGUAUCCUGACUAGUGUGCUGUAUAUCCUGACAAGUAUGGUUGUAAAGUCUCAUCUAAGAAUGCGUAGCUGUACUGUGGUCUCAAUUGUUCUCUGUGUAGCAUUAUCUUUUUAUGAUAUUUAUGUCGACAUAAAUUACUUAUGUA